This is a messenger RNA of Dibothriocephalus latus, 435 nucleotides long. Lineage: Eukaryota; Metazoa; Platyhelminthes; Cestoda; Diphyllobothriidea; Diphyllobothriidae. The record is from the annotation of a GenBank genome assembly.
AUGUGCUUCGAGCUCAUGAAGGAGGGCCUGGUGGGCAAGUUCCGCUGGAUUGGCUCCCUGCUGCGUAUCGUGCACAGCGGCCCGGAGCAAACGUCGGAGUAUCAGGAGGCGACCACCUUCAUGCCAGUCUCGUCCCCCGGACAGCUGCAGCAGCAACAGCAACCACAGCAGGCCGGCGAGGGUGAGAAACGCUGCGCGGACUCGAUUGCCACAGCCUCACCGCAACCAGGAAAGUCCCCAUUGAGUCUGCGACCGCGUAGCGCCAGUGGUAAGCCCGCUGGCAAGCAUGGAGGAGGAGCAAAGAGGAGCCCGUCUGCCCAGUCGAUUGAGGAGCCGGGCAGCAUGGGCGAGGAGAAUGCAGCCUUUGAGAAUGAGGCUGAGGGCUACAUUGAAGCAGACGAGGAGCAGUUUCCGACGGAGGUCGAGGAGGAUUAG